Messenger RNA from Aspergillus novofumigatus IBT 16806, 1302 nucleotides. RefSeq lists its product as uncharacterized. Bases 97 to 1107 code for a protein of 336 amino acids. The record is from RefSeq and is a predicted model, not a curated record. Lineage: Eukaryota; Fungi; Ascomycota; Eurotiomycetes; Eurotiales; Aspergillaceae. The transcript is spliced from 3 exons.
CUCUGAGUGAAAAUUUUGUCUCUUUUGGAUCUGUCCUGCGCACUGCAACGUGCUCAAAUAGGGAGCAUCCUGGUAUGCAUAACAAUACAGCCCACUAUGGUUGCUGGAUUGGACGUUGACGCAGAUGUGUUUGUGGAUUUAUGGCGGAGAGUAAAAGGCCUAUUUGGAUCUUCACCACAGGAGGAAUGUACGCUGCAGGGAGAGUGUGAUAAUGUUGACAGCGUCACAGAACGUUGGAGACUGCUCACUCAAUACCAAGCAGAUAUACCACACUGCUCGCUAAGUUGCAUCUACGACCUGGUGCUGGAGUAUGAUUGUUCUCACACCGACUUUGCCUGCAUCUGUACCAGGCUUGAGGUGAUCAGUCAGGAUGUGAAAUUCAGAUCCUGCUAUGACCGGUGUCCUAUCAAUCCUGAUCAGCGAUGGACGCCGGGACGGUUGCUUGAUUUCUGCGACUUAGUAGGGGUUCAGCCAGCCCUUCCGGACUACAUGAGCCAAUACACUGAAUUACAUAGGAGGCAACCGGUCGAAGGAAGGGCUUUCUCCUGGGAGUCGGGGGCGACUGGGCGGGUGAGCGCCCUUACAGUGUCUGGUACUGGAACUGCGAUCUACGCCUCGACUUCAGAUGCAGAGGUUUUCUCCACGAUGACAAUUACACCUUCCUGGGUCGGCGCCACACAAACAGUUCUAAUAACCAAAACAGCGACAGGCUUCUCCCCAAGUCAGACCUCCAGUGUUGAACGGGUGGAUCCGAACCUCCAAUCAACCGGUCUCUCAACGGGAGCAAAAGCUGGGAUUGGGGUAGCGAUACCCUUGGCAGUGAUUUGCAUAGCUUCUAUCCUGCUAUGGUACAUACGGCGCAAAAAGAGGAAUGGGGGAGACGGCGAGGGACACGAUGGAACCCAACUGCCGACAACUGUAUCGCCAACUUCGCCCGUCGUCAAUAAUUUACCUUUCGAGAAAGACGGAAACGCUAUUAGUGAAUUAGAUGGCCAGCAGAAAUCGGAGGCUGACGCGAAGACCAAGACACCCAUUUUCGAGCUGGAUGCGAACCUGACCAGUCCUGAAAAGGACUCAGGAGAGCAAAAACAAGUGGUUAUUCACUGACGGCUGUCGAACCCUUCCUACGGCCUUGGACUAUCAGGAAGAGAUGAGCGGAUCAGCGAAUAUGUCUGCGUUCGAUAUCCCAGUAGAUUCCCACGAAGGAAUUCUGUCUCAGGCCUACGAAUGAAGAAAUGUCACUUGUGAAUCUAGGAGAAGAAUUAGCUCGUGUAGCAAGAAGAAAAGAAAGACUUCAGCAUU